This is a messenger RNA of Talaromyces rugulosus, 2652 nucleotides long. RefSeq lists its product as uncharacterized. NCBI's taxonomy places the organism in Eukaryota, Fungi, Ascomycota, Eurotiomycetes, Eurotiales, Trichocomaceae. The coding region runs from base 1 to 2652 and encodes 883 amino acids. The transcript is spliced from 5 exons. The record is from RefSeq and is a predicted model, not a curated record. Gene Ontology annotation, molecular function: zinc ion binding; DNA-binding transcription factor activity, RNA polymerase II-specific; DNA binding. Gene Ontology annotation, biological process: DNA-templated transcription; regulation of DNA-templated transcription.
AUGGGCGACGAAUCCGGCUUCGAAUGGGACAGUGGGACAAAUGCCAAAGACAGUCCAGGAGUAGACCCACAAGGUCGAUCAAAAGGAAAGGCAAAGGAUGAUGGACCGUCUUCGAAACGGCGCUGCGUCAGCUCAGCAUGCAUCGCAUGCCGGAGAAGAAAGUCCAAGUGUGAUGGAAAUCUCCCUAGCUGUGCCGCCUGCUCAUCAGUCUAUCAUACCCCAUGUGUAUAUGACCCAAACUCGGACCACCGUAGGAAAGGCGUCUACAAGAAAGAUAUCGACAAUCUACGAACUAGAAACACUACCUUGCAAACACUCGUCCACGCAAUCUUGAAUUACGAUGAAGAAGACGUCUUUGAUCUCGUCCGUCAGAUCCGGUCCUGCGACAACUUGGAAGACGUCGCCGAGUCGGUGACUGCCCAGGAACGAGGUCUUUCCAGCAAGAUCAAGGCAUCUCAAUCGAACCCACCUAUCGAAGAAGACUAUGAGGCGGACCAGUUUGAAUCCGAGCUUUCCGGCCGGAUGAGUGAGUUGAUGCUCGAUGGCUCGGUCAAAUUUAUUGGCGGCACAUCCAAUCUCCUAUAUCUCCCGCCCGAUUCAAACUCGAGCGAAUCAAUUUCUUUACGAAAUGAUGAACAGUUUUCCGUCGUGCAAUGGACGCGCGUCACAAACGAUGAAAGACUGGUCGAACAUCUCAUAACAAUGUACUUCACCUGGCAUUAUGCAUACUUUACCACUUUAUCAAAGUCCCUUUUCUACCGAGACUAUCGCCGUGGCCAUUCCAGUCAAUACUGCUCAUCUCUACUGGUCAACACAAUGCUAGCCCUGGGCUGCCACUUCAGUUCUUGGCCAGGGGCGCGAGAAAACCCCACUGAUUCGGCAACCGCCGGUGAUCACUUCUUUAAAGAAGCUAAACGGCUAAUUCUCGAGGAUGAUGAACAUGAAAAGGCCAAACUCUGCACAGUGCAAGCGCUCGCUUUGAUGUCCGUUCGAGAAGCCGGCUGCGGCCGUGAAGGUAAAGGUUGGGUUUAUAGCGGCAUGAGUUUUCGAAUGGUGUAUGAUUUGGGUCUUAACGUCGAUGCUACCAGUCUUGGUAUCAAUAAACUGGCCGAAGAAGACGUCGACGCGAGGAGAGUUACUUUUUGGGGUUGUUUCCUCUUCGAUAAGUGUUGGUCUAAUUACCUUGGUCGCCAGCCGCAGUUAUCACUUAACAAUAUAACGGUGCCAAAAUUUGAGGUAUACCCAUCCGAAGAUGCAGAGUCAUGGAUCUUUUUCACGGAUUCAGGUGCUAGUCGAGAGCACGCACAGCCAGCGCGCACCCGAGCUGUAGCACUACAGAUUUCCAAGCUGUGCGAAAUCAGCAAUGACCUACUUAAAUUCUUUUAUGAUCUCGCUCCUACGGAAAAGCAGCCGUCACGCCAGGCAGAGCUCAAAAAGCUUAGCGAUGUUCAUACUAGGCUCGAGGCCUGGAAGAAGAAUCUCCCUACGGAACUGGAGCCAAAAGACGGGCAGCUUCCCCCGGUCUUGCUCAUGCACAUGUUCUAUCAACUACUAUUCAUUCAUCUCUACCGCCCCUUUUUAAAGUACACAAAAUCAACAUCACCACUACCACAGCACGUCUCACCACGCAGGCUAUGCUCACAAGCAGCUGCCGCUAUAUCCAAGCUUUUGCGCAUCUACAAGCGGUCGUAUGGUCUUCGCCAGAUAUGCAAUAUCGCAGUGUAUAUAGUUCAUUCCGCCUGCACGAUUCACUUGUUGAACCUCCCGGAGCGCAACGCCAAGAGAGAUCUCAUCCAUGGGGUGCGGAAUCUCGAAGAGAUAGCUGAAGGCUGGCUCUGUGCCAGACGAACACUUCGUGUUCUCGAUGUGUCUGCCAAUAAGUGGCAAAUUGAGUUACCCAGCGAAGUUGUGGCGGUUUUUGAGCGAACUCAUUCGAAAUGGGGUUCUUGGGGCUCUUGGGACAGCGAAACAUCGCCGGAAAGCCUAGCAGAUACGCCUAUGGAUGAAUCUUCUUUGGCUCUAGCAGAUACACAACACCGUCACCAGCAGCAGCAGCAGCGUCAGGCGGUACUGCCAAAUGACCAAGCUCCAUAUCAUCAUCCAACAGGCGGACCAUUUCAGCAACCCGCUUUUUUCCCGAACGUCCCACAAAUCCAAUCGACAAACGACGGCCGUUCGUUCGAUAACUUUAACGCACACAUACAGGUGUCGCUUCCAGAUCAACAAAACUACCUCGCUGUAAGCCAAGGCUAUCCCUCGUUAAACGCAGUCCCAACGACGAUGUCGUCAGACAGCAGAUGGAAUGCAAACAACCACCAGGACGCGUCCUGCAACAACUCCAAUAGCAGCAACAGCCCCGUAGCUGUGAUCGGAACUCCGCCGAUGCCUGUCUUCAAUGCACUUCCCGAACACCUAAUGGAAGAAAACCAAGACUGGUGGCUUCGCGACCAGAGCGCGCUAGCUCUGGGCUUGGAGAAUUGGGGUGAGGGCUGGGCUGGUAAUCAAUUCGUUGAUGUCACAGGGGUAUCUGCUGCACAGCAGCGAACUGAUAAUCCUAUGAAUUCCAUUUCCAUGGCAGGAAAUCAGAAUAACGGCAGGCCGCCAGCCCCCUCACGGGCUCAAGGGAAUGCCCGAUCAAAUUUCAGCGGCUAG